AUGUCUUCCACUGAACACACUCCCGUUAUCGUACUGGGCUUCUCCGCGAGUUUCUUCAAAUACAACCUGUUCAGUCACUCCAAGACCCGUGGGGAUCGUAAAUGGCAGGGACCACCGCUGGCAGACUCAACGCCAGACUUGUUCUGGGAAUUCGAAGCCGUUUCUUUCAAUACCGCACUGCUACUCAAGGAGCCCAAAUCGACAGCGACGCUGCGAAUGAAGGAGGCUGAGAUAUUACGUUACUCCGACGAUUUAUACGAUUCUAAAACCAGGGCCAUCAAUGAAUACACGGGCGAGCAUCGGAUGAUCAGAACCCUGAUUGAUGGGCCGGACGGCUUCGCUGUCGCACAAAUCACCUUCCAUGACAUAUCGCAGGAGGACAAGGGGGUCGAAAAUGAAGUCACCGCUCUGUGCAAGAUUGCCUGGGGAAAGGAGAAAACCGGGCGUGCCGUGAAUGAGGCAAACGUUUACGACAAAUGCGAAGAGUUCCAAGGAGACUUCAUUCCCAAGAAGCUUGGAUUCUUCGCCCGUCAAGGGGAUGGUAUCGACUGCCCACCACUUUGCUGUCUCAUGCUGUCCCCCGAUGGAGAACCAGAGGACUCCUUCAUGGAAAUGUGGGACGACCGGCGUGAGGAAGAAUAUGGAUAUAUGAAGAACUUGGUGUAUAGGCGAGUAGGGUCUGAAAACAUCUCCACCGUGUUGUUGACAGUUUUAUCCACCGCCGUUAGACAAGACAUUCUAGGAGGCCUCGUGAAAUUGCAUGAUGCGGGGAUCGUGUUUUCCAAGAACGGGCUCCAACCUGAAGGGACACUUAUCAGGGCCGAGACGGGACGGUACAUGAUCUACGAUCUCGACAAAUGCGUCGACCACGCCGAAUGCGAUCAAAUGGAGGGGGUGCCACGGAAGAUCGAAAUGUUCCAGCCAACCCCGAACAAUAUAUGCUCCAAAUUUGAUUCAAACAUUGAAAGCCUAGUGGAUGCGCUCUCGAGCUACACUUGGUACUUACACAUGCGGGUCACGUGGUUAGACGCGUUUUGUCUUGCCGUUCCGUCCAAGUUCCAAGUUCCGCCGGGGGAGCAUGACAUUGAACACUAUAUCCCCCUCGAGAUUCUAUUGGAGCCAGACUAUGAGAAAGCCGCCAAGAUGAUCACUGCAUUGAUCAAGCAGAAAGAUGACAAGAUUAUCGUCACCCAAGACUUUCACGAUUAUGUGCAGCAGAAAGCCGAGAAUAACCUUCGCUCAGUCAUACAACAGUGGCUCACACGGCGCACAGAAACAGCGGAAAAAGGCGAAACGGUCGCAGUACCGCUCAAAAGUCUAAAUCAGGAUAAGUUGCCAGAGUCAUGGUUGGAAGGAGUAGCAAAGAUGGGUGUAAGAGUUUUGGAUCACGACGGGCUCCUGCUAGAAUGA
Epithele typhae is the source of this 1410-nucleotide messenger RNA. RefSeq lists its product as uncharacterized. Lineage: Eukaryota; Fungi; Basidiomycota; Agaricomycetes; Polyporales; Epitheliaceae. The transcript is spliced from 2 exons. The record is from RefSeq and is a predicted model, not a curated record. Bases 1 to 1410 code for a protein of 469 amino acids.